This is a messenger RNA of Vigna unguiculata (cowpea), 1056 nucleotides long. Its product is annotated as protein SODIUM POTASSIUM ROOT DEFECTIVE 2-like. The record is from RefSeq and is a predicted model, not a curated record. Gene Ontology annotation, molecular function: metal ion binding. NCBI's taxonomy places the organism in Eukaryota, Viridiplantae, Streptophyta, Magnoliopsida, Fabales, Fabaceae.
UUCCUCCAGCUUCUGCUAAGUCACAUCACAUUCUCAUAUAAAGUUUGUCACUUCCACUUCCCUUCCUUUCAUCACUGUUUCUUUUCUUAUGAAUCAUGUCUCUCCUCUUUUGACACGCAUUUGUUUCUUCCAUGGCCUAAACAGUGAAUGAGACGCUUAUGAAACCAUGUUUCUCCUUUUAUGACACUGAGUGGUUGGUAUCUUCUGUCUUUAGUGGAUUUUAGUUUGGUCAGUGUUUGGUGGUUCAUCACAUGACAGGUUCCAAUCGCACAGUCUCUGUUUUCUAUUAUUAUUUUGGAUAAAAUUCGUUGGGUCCUGUGCACUUUGGUUUCCCCCAUAAAAUUUGACCUUAGCCUCAUUUGUUUUUCUCCUCCUCUAUAACAAGCUAUAAGCUUUUUUAUUGGUUGAGACUUGAGGGUGGGUUUUGAGUCCAGAUUUGAGUGUGAGUGAUAAUAGUGAAAAGUUGAAAUGGGUAAACUUGGUUGGGUGUUGGACAAGUUCUGUCUUUCUUCUUGUUCAAACACAUGCUUCUGUGUUAAUUCCAUGGAAUUUGAAGAUGAUGAUGAGUUUGAGAGCAAGCCUUUGAUUGAAAGUGGCAGCGAUCUCAAACUAAGACUCAAGGAUGUAGUUGAGGGAAAACAGACUUUGGCUUUUCAAUUGAAACCUAAGAUAGUGAUACUGAGAGUGUCCAUGCAUUGCCAUGGCUGUGCAAAGAAAGUUGAGAAGCACAUCUCAAAGCUUGAAGGAGUGAGGUCAUACAAGGUAGAUCUGGAAACGAAAAUGGUAGUUGUAAGUGGCGACAUUCUUCCUUUGGAAGUGUUGCAAAGUGUUUCCAAGGUUAAAAAUGCAGAGCUUUGGAAUUCUCCCUGACCAAAAAUUCUGCACAAAAACACCAUUACCCUCAUCAGAUUCUACAAAACUCAUUUUUCUUCUUAUUAAUAAUAUACAGAUAUAAUAAUAUUAUAUAUUAAUAUUCAUAAUAAUACCUCGUGUAAUGUUCCAGCAAUUCUCUUGCAGGAAAAAAAAAUAAGAAAAAUAAGAAAUGCUUGAAUGUCC